Molecule: messenger RNA, 1185 nt
Organism: Cordyceps militaris CM01
Lineage: Eukaryota; Fungi; Ascomycota; Sordariomycetes; Hypocreales; Cordycipitaceae
Product: UPF0665 family protein c
Exons: 1
Coding region: 1-1185 (394 amino acids)
Source: RefSeq, a predicted model, not a curated record
AUGCACUAUAUCCGGUUUCUUCGGCCACCCAAGGUCGCCCGACAGGCUGGGCUCCAUCUGGAGCUGCUUUUUACAAUCACAACCGAUCUGGGAGACUCAUUUCUUCACCCAGAGGCACCUGUUGAUCUACAUAUAAUGGCGGAAAUAUACGAAUCUCCAAAGCAGUCAAGGCUGCAACUGACCAAAAAAGGCCAGGUCGUGUGGCAAUCCGGCAUGCGAGUGGUGAAACAAAACGUUGCCAUCCCCGGAUCACUGCAAACUGCCUUGGCAUCUGGAGCCAAGGUGGCUAUUUGCAUAACCACGAAUAAGGGGAUUUCUGCGCAUGGUGUGCAGAACAUCCUUUCAAACGCGUUGGAAGGUGACAGAAAAGGCCAAGUCAUGCCAAUCUGGGCGACGCUGAGCAACUCAAAUGAAGGUGCAGACGUGUCGACGCGAAGGAUCCUGCUAGACGACGAGGUCUCUGGCAAGUAUCUUGUUCAAGUUGAAGAAGAAAUUGGCGAGAGCAUCGCCCGGCACAUCUGGGAUGCUGGUGUGCUCGCAAUGUGCUCGAUCGCUGGCGCUUAUCUGUGCCCCGGCCUCAAAUGUAGCCAACAGACACUCCCUCGAGCCAUCAAGGCCACCCUAUCCUCCAAAAGCUCACUGAAUGUUCUUGAACUUGGGUGUGGGGUCGGGAUUCUGGGCAUCGGCCUUGCCACCAUCUUUCCAGAACUGCGGAAAGAAGGACUGGAAAAGUGCACAGUCAUGAUGACGGAUCUGGCUGAGGCCGAGGAAAGAGCCAGGUCCAACAUGCGACGAAUAGCCACGAGCACAUCGAAUCGCGGCCUCUCAUUACUCUACGAAAACCUUGAUUGGGAAGACGGAGGGAAAGGGCGGUUCGGCCCCGAAGUCGCAUCGCGCCAUUGGGACCUCGUCACCAUCAGCGACUGCACCUACAACGUUGACAUGCUGCCGGCACUCGUGGAGACUCUGGGUGCGAUAGAAAGCGCGAGUGCGGAGAAGAAGGUGGGCGACGCAGCAGGAACCAAGGUCUUUCUGGCGACUAAGCCGCGACAUGCAUCUGAGCGGGCUUUCUUUGACCUGAUGGCGAACGAGCAGUGGUCCAUUCAAGACAGCCAAACACUACAUCUGCCUGUGUUGGGCAACGAAGACGAGUCGAUAGAGCUCUACUUGUUCCAGAGGCAAUAG